ACUUAACUGUUUAAGAAAAUCGACGUUAUUUAUUACGUAAUUAAAAAGGUUGAAUUGCGAAAGCUUUAGCAAACUUUCCAUCGAUGUAUGGUGAAAAAAAGAAGAAGAGAGAGAUCGGGUCCCAUCUUCCUCCCCCUCCUCCUCUUCUCAAUCCGUGGUGACACCGGCGCUGCCAUGCUUCUUCUCGGAAUCAGGUAACCCUUCCGAACCCUAACUUUUUUCAGUUCCGCUCUCCGUCUCGAUCCGUUCCUCUUAUAAACGCUAACCCCAAUCUCUGGAAGAUCUUGAAAAGAGUCAUCUUGAUUCGAUCUAGUUGUUGGGCCAAUGAUUUCUGCAGCAAGGUGACGGGUUGUCACAUAAUCUCAUAGAAGUCCUCCCCAUUUCUCAAUUUGGCAAUGGCAUCAUCUUGUACUCGUACCGAAGGAGUAGAAGAAGAGAAAGGAGGGCGAGAAUGGUCCCAGCUCCCGGAGGAGCUCUUGGAGCUCAUAGCCAAGAAGGUGGGUCUCCUCUCCGAUUACAUCCGAUUCCGCUCCGUCUGCAAGUCGUGGCACUCCGCCGCGUGGCCCGGCAACCUCCGUCCCCAUCCCCCGAUUCUCCUGCUCCCCCACAACCGCUUCAUUGACUCCCGCUCCUUCUUUAGCCUCUACACAGGAAAAACCCGCACCAUCUUCGUUCCCGGAACCAGCAACAAGACGAUCCUCGCGUCUUCCUGCGGAUGGAUGCUGCUGCUCGACAUCGCCGCCAUCGGCGUGUCUUUGCGGAACCCCGUCACCGGCGCCCAAAUCCAGCUCCCCCCACCGACCAGCUUCGGCGAGCGUCCGGGCCUCGACUGCUCCUACCUGUUUUACCGCUGGGAAGGGUUCUUAUCCUUGGGCCCCGAUUCCUCUCAGCGCGACUGGGUGGUGAUGGUGCUGUGCCAUGAUGGCUCCAAGGACAUCCACUACUGUAGACCAGGAGAUGGAGCCUGGAGUUUGCUUAAAGCCAAUUCAGCUGGCGUCCCUUCCUCCGUCGCAUAUGCCAAGGGGCAAUUCUUUGUGCUGGAUCGGCAUGGCCAUCUCACCAUCUAUGCUGCUGCUCUUGCUGCUGCUGCUGCUGAAGCUGCACCUCCUUCCAGAGUCCUUUCUUCGCUGCUUCCUCCCUCCACUGUUCCUGCUCAAUAUUACCUGGGGAAGGCAUCCGAAGCGGAGCUGUUACUGUUAGCCCGUAGCUCGAUGUUUGCCCAUCGCUCGAAGUAUCUAGACAAUGGUGUCUCGAAGGAUUUCCUACUUUUUAAGCUGGAUUUGGGUGCACGGCUGCUCGAGUGGUCUGAGAUUAACGGGAUCGAUGGUAAGGCAUUGUUUUUGACGCUGGGUCGCUGCUCGAUGGCCCGCGCGCUUUCCUGGGCUCGGAGAAGAUUGUGUCUAUUUCGAAGAGAUCCAAUGGCAUCUAGAAGUGGCAAAAGAGGAGAAGAAGAGGAAGGGCCAUGGUCUCAGCUCCCAACCGAUCUUCUUGAGCUGAUCGCCAAGAAGCUGGCCCUCAUCGGCGAUUACAUCCACUUCCGUGCCGUCUGCAAGUCGUGGCGCUCCGCCGCGCUGCCGGCCAACCUCCGGCCGCAGCGCCCACUUCUCCUGCUCCCCUACUACCGCUUGACUGACGUCCGCCCCUUCUUCAGCCUCGCCACCAACUCCGUCCGCAUCCUCUCCCUCCCCGAAUCCUACGCCCAGGUCAUACUCGCCUCGUCCCACGGUUGGCUGCUGAUGCUCCGGGGCACCGCCCUCUCCUUGCUCAACCCCGUCACCAGGGCUCAAAUCCGGCUCCCCCGGCCGACCGACUUUUACCGGCCGGGAUGCUCCGCCCCCGAAAGCGGCGUCCGUAAAAGCAUCAGCUUCAUCUGGAACGCUUCCUUAUUCUCGAGCCCAAGCUCACGGGCGCAUGACUGUGUCGUCACCAUCAUGGUCCACAACUGGCGUUCUGGCCGGCGUCAUGUGCACUUCUGUAGACCAGGAGACAGUGUCUGGACUGAGCUGAAAACCGAUUCACCUGCUCCCCUUGAUUCUGUGGUGUACGACGAGGGGCGAUUCUACGCGCUGGACAUCAAUGGAAUUGUUACUGUCUAUGCCGCUGCUACUUGCACGGCGAUCUUUUCAGUGCCUGCGCCCAUCAUCGCUGCCAAAUUUUUAUUGGUGAAGUUAUCUGAAACCGAGCUGUUGCUGCUUGCCCGUGAUUCCAGGUUCCUUGCUUGGGAUGAUGAUGUCAGGAAGGACUUGAAGCUUUUUAAGCUGGAUUUGAGUGGGCAGCUUCUCCGGUGGUCCAAGAUCGAGAGCAUCGAUGAUAAGGCAUUGUUCUCGGCAGAAGAUCACUGCUCGAUGAUCUGCGCGAGCGACUUUCCUGGAUGCAGAGAGGAUUGCAUUUAUUUUGAAGCUCCUUAUGACAUUUUCCAGAGAUUCAAGAGCAAAUUCCAUCACAUAGAAGUGCUGGACAUAAAGAAUGGCAGCUAUGAAUUCAUAUGCUGCCGGUGGGAAAAGCCUUCGAAUGAUUCGAUGAAACCUAUUUGGUUUGCACCCAGUCUCUGCUAGAAGUUCCUGGUGAGUUUGUUUUGGGAAAUGGCUACAGUUGCUCCUUUAUACUUUGGUUUACGUUAUCAAGGCUGUAGCUAAGAGUCUCUUAUAUGAAUGCUUACUGUAUGAGAUAAUGCUGUCAUGAGGAUUGAACAUACUGCUGAAUUAGUUUCUACUUUCUAAAGAAAAGUCUUACUUCUCU
Messenger RNA from Phoenix dactylifera (date palm), 2739 nucleotides. The record is from RefSeq and is a predicted model, not a curated record. NCBI's taxonomy places the organism in Eukaryota, Viridiplantae, Streptophyta, Magnoliopsida, Arecales, Arecaceae.